UAACUCGUGACUAAUCUCCAGACUGACGUACUUGACGGUCUGGCAGCCACCCUUUUCGCGGGAGGGCCAUCAUGAAGCCCGAGAACCUAACGCAGCUCCGUCCAUCCCCUCGCUCGAAGAGCCAGAAGAAUUGCGUCAGCGGUACCUGGUAACAGCUUGAGAAAAACACAUGUCAUCCAAGUGGUAACCUUCCAGCUCUUUCAAUAGUAAUAGAGGCAACAGCAACGAACACAUCGCUGCGGCUCAUCAAUCACCAUCGCAUCACAUCGACAUCACUUUAUAACACAAACAGUAGGAUGAUGAAGCUUCGAGCAGCAGCCUUUGUCGCCUUUAUGGCUUCGGCUUCAGCCUUUACGGUUGAUCCAGCCUCACGAUUUGGGAAAACCCAGUUGCAUAUGGUGGCUACCAUGGAAGACACCGCUGUCAAAGCCAAAACACCCACUCGCUUCGACAGACUGAAGGCUGCGUACAAGGGACCCAUGCCCAUUCUCAGCGAUGAUUCCGUCGAUUUCUCCUACGCCGAUUUUGACAAGGCGGUGGCCGAAACUGAAUACUCCUUUGAACGUGAUUCCAUCGUCAAGGGAACAUGCAUCGAAUACGAACCCAAUGGAGGAUGCAUCGUCGAUAUUGGGGCCAAAGCAAGUGCCUUUUUGCCACAAAAUGAAGCGGCCCUCAUCCAAAAACAAGGAGACGACAUUUCCGAUCUGGUCGAUUUGGACACCGAAUUAGACUUUCAAAUCAUCUCGGAUGAGGACGAAAAUGGACAAUUGAUGGUCAGUAUCAGACGUAUCCAGUACCGAGAAGCAUGGGGGAAAGUCAAUGCCCUGCAGACAGAGGAUGCCGUCUUGGAAGCCGAAGUCGUCGCCGUCAACCGUGGUGGAGCCAUUUGUCUAGUCCAAGGUUUGAGAGCAUUCUUGCCGGGAAGUCACCUCACGGGACAGCUCCCCACGGAAGACUUGAUUGGACAGACACUCCCACUCAAGUUCUUGGAAGUCAACCAAGAAGCCAACAAAUUGGUCGUCAGCAACCGAAAGGCCGUCGUCGAACAACAAAUGGCUGAUCUCAGCCGUGGAGAUCUCGUUUCAGGUCUUGUCAAGGCACUCAAGCCAUAUGGUGCCUUUGUCGAAGUGGGAGGCAUGUCUGGUCUCUUGCACAUUUCACAAAUCAGUUACGAUCGUAUCGAUGAUUUGGAAAAGGUCUUGCAACCAGGAAUGCAAGUCAAGUGCAUGAUCAUUGAUCACGACAAGAUGAAUGGACGUAUUGCAUUGUCCACCAAGACGUUGGAACCAGAACCAGGUGACAUGCUCAAGGAUCCCGCCUUGGUCUUUGAAAAGGCAGAGGAAACAGCCGAAAAGUACCACCAACGCAUGGAAGCAGAGCGCAAGGCACGGGAAGAAGCCGCCAGAGACAUCGUCUUGGGCUUGGGUGACUCCUUGGACGACUUGGGAUCUGGUGACUCGGACGACGAAUCAGGAGAAUCAUCCGACCCUCUAGCAGAUGUCUCGGACAGUUUGGAUUCACUCCUCAAGUAAAGAAAGUAAGUGUUUACUAGGAGUUGUCUGUUAGCAAUUUUUUCGGACAUCUUGCUUUCAACGCCAACAACGCAACAAACAAAACACAAUAGAAGGAAGAGAUGAUAGGAAAAUCAAUCAAUCAAUCGGUAUAAGUAGGACUGUUAUAAUUUGCUUUAACUUUACGAGAGCAAAGCUGCUACUAUUACUCCACUUCGGUACGACUGUACCGUACCGUAUCAAUACAUCCAAAUGCAACGACGUGAAUGCUAGCCUUAAGUUUUCCAACCAGAGUCAAUGUCUUUGAGAAAGAUUGAAUGAUUCAAUCAUUCGACGAGAAGAUUGCACUAUGCGAGGCGACUACAGCUCAUAACGAUAACUUGAAUUCUCUAUUUGUUGUUUA
Molecule: messenger RNA, 1914 nt
Organism: Seminavis robusta
Lineage: Eukaryota; Bacillariophyta; Bacillariophyceae; Naviculales; Naviculaceae
Source: the annotation of a GenBank genome assembly